Plectropomus leopardus (leopard coralgrouper) is the source of this 1576-nucleotide messenger RNA. It is a transcript of the gene ier3ip1, whose product is annotated as immediate early response 3 interacting protein 1. The record is from RefSeq and is a predicted model, not a curated record. Gene Ontology annotation, cellular component: Golgi membrane; endoplasmic reticulum membrane; COPII-coated ER to Golgi transport vesicle. NCBI's taxonomy places the organism in Eukaryota, Metazoa, Chordata, Actinopteri, Perciformes, Serranidae. Gene Ontology annotation, biological process: endoplasmic reticulum to Golgi vesicle-mediated transport.
AAGAAGAAAUUGCCAGCAUGGCGUUCACACUGUACUCUCUCAUCCAGACCGCUAUUCUGUGCACUAAUGCAGUCGCUGUGCUGCACGAAGAAAGAUUUCUCAGCAAGUUUGGCUGGGGUGUCGAUCAGGGAGUUGGAGGUUUUGGGGAUGAUCCAGGAAUCAAAGCCCAGAUUCUCACCCUCAUCCGCUCAGUCCGGACUGUCAUGAGAGUUCCUUUGAUUAUAGUGAAUUCGGCCUGCAUUGUCCUCUUGUUACUGUUUGGUUGACAGCAGUAUGCCGAGUGCCAAAAAGGAGCCAGAGAACCAGACGUGCCAAGGAAUAAACACAAACAAAAACACACAAACACACAGAAAUAUCUGCCGUUCAAAGACUUCUGUCUUUGCCUAUCAUUGGCAAUGAAGGAAUUAACCCAUCAGGCUGGCAUGGAAAUAGGAAGAUUCCCCUCGACCUGUCACCUGGUCACUGGUGUAAACCUAAAACCAGAAUGAACUCUAACCUAACCUGCUCGUCAGUGUGAUACAAAAAGGACAAAAUGAAAAGAUUUCUUGCUACACCACACUUGACCAUGACUCUCUCUUUAGCCAAACUUUUGUUUUGUGCUGCACAGAGUGUAAUCAUCCUUGUCUUUACACUUUGAGAGAGAUUGGAUUUAGAGAUUUAAAGGUUCAGUAUGCAAAUCUGAAGAAGGACAGUCAAUUUAUGAGUCUCAUUUCAUGCAAUACCUUUCAGUGAUUUUGGGUUGUCAGUCAGACUGAACCACCAACCCAAAAUGUUGGCAUUCGACAGCCUGGGAAUGAGACUCAAAAAUCAACUUCUCCAGAAUGACAUACUGUUUGAUAUGUGUCAUUUGUUUUCUCAUGAUGUUAUAAAUGAGAAAUUGUAACAAAGUGUUGUCAGCAGUAGGGCUGGACAACAUGUAAAUAUUUAUUAUGUGCUAUUAUAUCUCUAUCCAGGGCUAUUGCUUCCUUUUUGGGGAGUGGGAGGAGUUUCUGAAACCGGAUGAAAGUUACACCAUUUUUUUUAAGGUUACCUCCAGUUUGUAUUUUCGACUUCAGUAUGAUUGUGUAUUUUUUUUGUUCUUAAAUAUAAAACUUUACUCAGAAACAAUAUUGCAGCCAUUUGUCAAGGAAAUUACAUUUACCGGAAAUAAAAUGAAACUGUAAAAAUAAUAAAAUGUGAUUGAUACAUAACAGUACAUAUUAUAUGACUGUCAGUGUGUGGUCUUUUGUGCCAAAAAAGCUAAAUUGCUCAAAUUCUUCACUUUUAAGCCUGGUUAGUUGAGCCUUAUGUUAAACUGUAUACACCCGCAGCACCUGGGAACUGACGGACUAAAGAAUUCAGGACUAUUUAGGGACAUUUUGGUGGAGAAGAGGUGUUAGUGACUGCUGUCUCAUCUGUUGCAGUGAAGGAAAUCUAAAACCUGUCUGGUGUUUCAUAAGGACAUUGUCUCAGUAUCACAUUUCUUUGUUGUCCGUUCUUAUUAAUGUGUAAAAAUGUUCAGCAAUUUAUCUGUCUGUAAGAAUGAGGUCAAAUGUGUGUUGAAUCUAGAUUCUAAUAAAAAAAUGCCAAACACGAC